Babesia sp. Xinjiang is the source of this 540-nucleotide messenger RNA. RefSeq lists its product as uncharacterized. The record is from RefSeq and is a predicted model, not a curated record. Bases 1 to 540 code for a protein of 179 amino acids. NCBI's taxonomy places the organism in Eukaryota, Apicomplexa, Aconoidasida, Piroplasmida, Babesiidae. The transcript has 2 exons.
AUGGCUGGAGGUGGGAAACAAUCUGGUGGAGGGAAGCAAUCUUCCGGUCAACAGCAAAAUAUUAGAACUUCUACCACUACAUGUCAGAAAUCAAGCAAUAGAUCGGGAAAAGUCGGUAACGUUGUUCGGGCAACAUACGUUACGCAUAGAACAUCGGAAACCAAGAUGGAAGCGCAGGAUGGAGGAAAAGGCACAACGAAUGCGCCUCAAGUUGUGGUGGACAUCGGCACCUCAGUGGUUCAGAUGUUGAGUAAAGUUGCACUGUUGAAAUUUGGCAGCAGCGAAAAGAGGCGAAGUCUGUAUAUAUCUGGAAAUGAAUGCGAAUGUGCGUCACUUAGAAACCGAGGUAAUCAUUGGCAAUGGAAGGUGCUUAAGUUACCUGAGCAUUUACGAGGUAUUUCUACUCAGAAGCUGCUAGGUACGGCUCCGCAAGAGGAGCCUUUCUAUCCUACAAGCGAUAUUCCCCUGUUUAUAAGGGGACGCGUGUCUCUACUACCUGGACCGAAUGACAUACAGCUGUCUGUUGUGAACAAUGGGUGA